AUGCCUCGAGUAAAGAAGCGGUCGAGUGAAAUUUCGCUUCCACCUGCUCCAGAACCCACAAGUGAAAGAAGAAGGGGUCGACCACCCAAGAGGUACCUUGAGGAAGAUUUCUCGACUCCUCCGCCUGUGGCCAAACGAACGUCAGUCCCUAAACCUAAAAAGUUUGUUCUUUUUUUUUUAAUUUGGAGACUCAACCUUUUUUCUAGACUUAUUUCAAAGGAAAAACUUUUUUUAGAUAAUCAGUAGUAAAAAUAAAAGAAAAUUUAGAAAAAAAAGGUUAAAAAGAACAAUGUUUAGAGAGAGGAAGUACAAAUUGCUCUAGGGUAACCAUAAGAAGUUUUUCUGAAAAAUAUAUUUUCAAUUUUCACUUGAUUGAGAAAAUGAACAUUUUUUGGUUUGAGGGCAAUAAAAACGGGAAUUGAAACGAAAUAGCUAUCUUGUGGAGCUUAUCAAACGGUUUACUUGAAUAAGUACAAUUUUGUGUAUUUUUGAAGAAAAAAAGGGGUAUUUGAAUUUUGCUCUGGAUCGGUGUUCAGAAAAGUUUUUCAAGUAGCGCAAAAUUUUAGACUUGUACUAAUGCUUGCAAUUUGUGUGGCAUUAUCAGAUUUAGCCGCUUUUUAGCUUCAAAACAGGUCGUCGUUUUCUGAAAAAUAUUCAUCUAAAGACCUUUAUUUCUCCGAUAGAAAAAUGGAGUUAAUUUAUCUCCAAAUCAAAAAUUGAAAUCUAUCAGUUAUCACGAAUAAAAAAACAUUCUAUGGCCCAAGUUCGCAAACUAUAUAUAUAUAUUUACAAACAGGAAGUUUUCGAUGAAAAAAAAUAUUUUGGUGACAAGAAAAUUUUUUUUUAAAAAAUUCAAAAAUGGAUAUCCGCGUUAUCUAUAGACCGAAAAAAGCCCUCAUAGAAGUACUUUUUUUUUCCCCAACUUUGAAUCACUUUUUCCAAAAGUACGUUCAAACAAUUUCAAGUUUCCCAUUGAAAAUCAGCGAUAAAACCAGUAAUUUAAAAGAAAAGAUAGUUUUCCAUGAAAUCAAGUCGCAUUUUAGAAAAGAAUCAAAGUCAACUGGUCGGUCGAACCGAGCAAAAACUAAACCAUGGGAUCACGACGAAGAUGUUGUGUAUCGCGAGGAUUCGGAUAACACUGAUGACGAGGAAGAGGACAUUAAGCCAAGCGCAACAGGUUUUUAUUCAGAUUUUUUGCAUUUUUCUUCUCUUUUAAGCUUUUCUGAGGAUAAUCCUAUUAUUUUUUAUUGUUUUUCACUGUUACAGACUUUCUCUUGUUCAAAACUGCUCCUUUUUGCGAGAAAAACAAAGGUAAAAAAAAUGGUGUGAGUUUGUGUUCCUAAAAAUUCAGUGGAACUUUUUUUACUGAUUUUCUUACAAAAGUCCGUAUUUUCUCCAUAUAUUUCCUUCAAUGGUAAUUGUCUUGGGUUUCAGAUCUAAUUUUUGACGAACUCGAUGAAUACGGCGGCGAUUUGGAUGAUAUCAAGGCGGAGAUUGAUGCUGCAGAGGCAAGUUUCACGUCUAAAAAGUCCUCAAGUGUUCCACAGGGUUCUUCGACAUUUUGUCCAUGGGUUGAUCUGAAUCCAGACGAAAUACCUCAUCUAGAACUGCCCGUUGGAAGUUCCGACAUACCUUUGCCCACCGAGUUUUUAUGGGAUGCAAUAGAGGUUAGGAGUCAGUAUUCACAAAUAUUGGAAUUUUUAUUGCAGUUGUAUGAAAUUUUACGGAGUUUCCACCGAACUUUACGAUUGACUCCAUUCCUGUUCGAAGAUUUUUGUGCAGCCUUGAUCUCGCCGGACAACUCUUGUAUACUGGCAGAAGCUCACAUAACACUGUUGAAAAUGUGUCUGCGGAAUGACGACGAGGAGCAGGUUCGAGCUUCAGAACGGCUCUUUCGAAUCUCGAGAAGCUUGCAGAUCCACUACUCGGUGAAUGACACGAAUAACUCUUUCAAUGUGAUGGUUCAUUGUCUCGAAUCGAUGACUUACGCCGAGGUUUGCCUUUUUUUGAUGGUUCUUCUCGUAGUUUUCUUGUUGAUAGCUAAAAUAUGUUUGUAGAAAAUGAUUUAUAAAUCAUCUUUUUGACUCAAAUAACUGAGGAAUGUUUAGAUAGUAAUCAAAACUUUGGGCGAAUAAGGAUAAUUGUUUUCUUUGAACAUGAGGAACUGACAGGUCCUCCGCCAGUACAUUGAAGCUUAUCCUGGAGUCGACGAAAGCGUCCGCGAAGCCAUCAACUCGGAGAACUACCCUUACGUGGGCAUCGAGCAGCGACUCGUCGUCCUUCUUUUUCUCGGCUACCGCUUUUUGUACUCGACCGAGUACAAGAAGGUCGUGACUAAUUUCGGAAAGAACCCUGUGAGCUCCUUCUUGUCGCUGCCCAACAAGCCGCGGUUUCAGAACGAAGAGAGCUGUCGGAUUUGCGGGAAGUCUAGCGGUCAAGUGGUCGGAUGCUCUCACUGCGAGGCUUCCUAUCACGGCGCCUGUCUCAAUCGCGAUAUCGCCUCCGAGGAGUUCAUCUGCGAACUUUGCACGGCCAACUUUGUCUGUUCUUUCCAUCAUUUGCAUCAUCCCCAAAGAAAAAAUUUUGAAAAUGCGUUACAACGGAAAUGGUCUUUUUUGAGCAAUACCACCCAAGCGUGGAUUUUCGAGUUUUGAGAUUGAAAAAUUACCUGAAUUCGAAUGGGAGAAUUUAUUUGUUUGUCUCCUUCAAAACUUCAUUUAUGAGUUAUAUCAGGUUUUUUGAGCACUCCUGGAAUUUUGACUUGAAGGUGCACGGAGUGUCGGACGCAUUGCCUUUCGGCGAAUCCAAAGAGAGAGCCUCUCCGGAUGUCCCCCAUCGGACACGACAGACACGGCCGUCUCUACUGGUUCGUCGUCCGCAGGAUUUUCGUGUACGUUUUUUCUUGUCCUUCUUGGCUUUGUAUGAAUUAAUUUAAACGUUUUCUAUUGUUUUAGACAAAGCGCUGAAGACGAAAACGACAUUCGGUACUACUCGUCGGCGCCUCAGCUGCUGGAACUCGUCCAGAAACUAGAUCCGGACUACUUCGAGUUCGACCUCUGCCAGUUCAUCAGUGAACACAUCAACGAUAUUUUCGAAUAUGUCAGUUUCAUGCAAUGAUUUCUCUCCAAUUUUCCCAGAACAUACACAGGUGGUUGUUGUGGCAGAGAAUUUUCAGAAAUUAACAAAAGAAGAAAAAGAAAUAAUGUUGUAAAAUUUCAGAAACUUGAAGAAGUUUUUUUUCUGUUUCUAUAGCAUACUUCACACCACUGUCAUUAGUUUUCUAGUACAUUAGAAAUUUCGAUUGAAGGAUAAAAUUUGAAAAAAAAUUGUUCGUGUCUCCAAACUGAAGAUCUAAUACUGCAGAUGUCUCAAACUUUGGAAAUUACAACUGAAAGACGGGACAAAUCUUUGAAAGAGCUCCAAUCGAAGGCUUCUCUUCGCGGAGGGGCCUUCCAACAACCUGCGGAAGAAAUCGAGAAAGGCUUUCCCGUCGCCUUUCUCCACCAAGACAAUCGUAACCUUUUCCUCCAUUUCUGAAUUUCAUCGAAACGUUUUCAGUUCGUCGGAUGUCAAGUAUUUUACGGCAAUGUGUCGCCAAAGCAAACCUCAAAGAAGAAGUUAAAAAAGAAGAAUUAGAAGAUGACGAAGAGGUUUUUCUCCCGAUUCUCAUGUCUCAAAGAACUUCUCUUUUCAGCCAGCAGUUAAAAAGGAAGAAACACUAACCGAUUGUAUAAUAUCUUUGUUAGGAAUCUACGGCGGCCGGAUGCUCAAUAAUUUUUGGAGCGCCACUGCCGAUGGUGAGUUUUUGGAAAAAAAACAAAUAACAAAUUAAGAACUUUUUUUCCAGAAGAAUUAGUUCUUAAUUAUAUUGUAAAAUACGGCAACGAACCGUUGGCACCUGAAAUCUAUUUCCGGAUGGGUAAUUGCAGAGAUGAUCUUUUUUUCAAGUGAGUUUCAAGUUUUUUUUUUCUGGAUAAUUUUCACAAUUUUUUGAUUUUUGUUCAUGUUGAAGCGAGGAGCAUUGUUUUUUGUUUUCAAACUCUUCGAUUUUUAAUUCUCAUUUUCCAUGGUUAUCUUCAAAAAAAUAUGAUGGAGCCUGAGAAGUUUUAAAAUGAGUUAUUCAUGAACAAAAUAAACAUUGAAAAUUUUGUUUCUUUUCACCAUACAUUGACCAUAUUAUUAAGGGGCUCUCCUUUCUAUUUUCCAUGAAUUGAAAUCAGUUCUCCCUCCUGAUGUUAAAUCUUAGAACUUUUUAAAGUCAACUAUAACUUUUCUAAAGUUUUGUUUGUAUAUUAACAUUUUUUUUUCUCUUUCGAGCUUUCAAAGGAGAUUUUUCAGUGAAUACGUAAACAAGUAUUCGUUGAGCGAAUUGGCCGAAUCAACUCAAAUGCGCAAAAAAGCGGCGGACCGCAAAAAGUACAUGUGUACGAGGUUCAGUUUGAACGAAGACGCUCCCUGGUCUUUCGAGGUUUUUUUUCGGGUUCGAGGAUUUCCAGAUAGGAGUCGAACUUUCAGUGGUCGACUGCCAAGGGCCGCGGAAUGUACGGAAACGCGAAAAUGCAUGCGAAAUACAUCGAGUGGACCAUGGCGAAGUUGGCGAGGAAGGUUCCCCUGGAACUGAUGCAUCGACAGUGGAACACACAGACGAAGACUUUCGACGAGGUACUGCGAAUCAGUUUUUGAAAAAAGCUCUCCGAUCGGGUUAUUUUUUUUCCAACAAAAAGCUCCAAUGUUAUAAAAAUUUUAUAAACUGGUUAAUUUUUCCUCUUACCAAAAUCAAAAAAAAAAUUUUUCGGAAAGUUAUUUUUUUCGAGUUACUAAAAAAAUAUGAGCCUUAGGCAAGACGUUCACGCUAUUCCUGGUUCGAUUAUUUUAUUUAUUUCUCUUGCCUUUUUUCUCAAGUUUCAGUUCAUACUGUCACAGAGAAUUAUUGAAAAAGGGUGAACUCCGAAGAUAACUUUUUUUUUUGAAACGUUUGGUUAUUAAAACGGAAGAUGAACCAGUUGGGUUUUUUAGGAGCUGAAGUUAGCGGACACGUAUCAAAAACUGGCGAAUCUCCUGCUGCGACUGGACUGCGGGAUGCGGCGGACGAUUUUCCUGCCGCAGUGGUGGAACAGCCUCGGCCACGCCAGUUUGACCCGCAGCACAGCCGACCAACGAGAACAGCAGUCCAAAGACUUGCAGCGCAAGAAAAAAGAGGAAAAAGUCGCCGAUUUUUAUUAGAAGUUUUUUCAAUCUCUGUUUUAAGGAUAUUUUCACACAGGAUGUGGACGAUAGCAUGAUUAAAGUGAACUACACGAAAGCUGCCAUUAGCCAAUCGAUUUCACGACAAAAGGUUUUUUGCUUACUCAACAAAAUAUAGAGUUUUCCUUUUACAAGGUUUGAAAAGAAACAUCAGAGGUCAUACUUGGAAUAACCUCGUUUCGGCCGCAAACUGGGGGAUGGACUUGACAAAAAAAUUUGGAAGGAGGGGGACUUGGCAAAAUUUUUUUUUUAGGUGUGCCCUACAUUUGCGUCAAGGCGGAAAAGUUUUUCAUCAAAUCGAAAAAUAAUUGUGGUUUUCGGAUUUAGCGUAGUCGAUUUAGUCUAGAAACAUGUAAAAAAUUCAAUUAGAGUCGAUGAAAACGUGAGAGAGUCAGUUGGAAGCCGAGGCUGGCGCGCGCCAGCCUCGGAUUCCAACUGACUCUCUCGCGUUUAGGAAGCUUCUCCUUGUGAAAAUCCGGUUGACACGAACUAAAUCGACCACGCUGAAUCCGAAAACAGCAACAGUUUUUGUGUGGGACCUCUGCGAUCUGAGAUAUUUCAUUAAAUGCACUAUAAAAAAAAGUUGUUCUUCAAAUCGAAAAAUCAUUGUGAUUUUCAGAUUCAGCGUGGUUGAUUUAGUCUAGAAACAUGUAAAAAAUUCAACUUGGCUUUGGCUCCGAGGGGGUGACUUGGCUGACGCCAGGCUCACUCAUUCCAUGUAUGUCAGAGGUACACGUGAAUGGGAGUAUAGGAGCAUAAUAAAUGUUCAAAAAGAAGAAGAGUUUAGAAUAUUCAAGUUCAAUCUGUUUUUUUCUUCCAUAUAAAUUGAGGAAAACACCUGAGAAUAAUUAAUUUGCAUCUGAUACGCUCACAGGGAGAAACGUAUCGGAUAGGCGGAAGAGGCGGUUUGGGCGGCUGGAUUUUCUCUUCUCGAACUUUGGUGCGAACAUUUUUAGAUCCUCCUGAAAGACCUCCGCUCGGAGUGACUGCCGAUACACCAAAAGACCAGGUUUGACUGCUGUUUUCCUUUUUUUGCUGAUAAGAUUUUUCUAUCAGCUGACCUCACCGUCUAUGAAAAAGGCGCAUCGACUGGAUUCUUUUGUUCGGCGGAUAUCGGCCAAAUCUCAGUCUUUUCCUCAGCCUUUCUUGUCUUUGUGCUACUCUCCCUCUUGUCGUAAAUCUUCACUUCAACCGUUUGUUUUUCCUUUUUUUUGCUUGAAAUUCUUGGUCUUCAGACUUGUUUGCUGUGACGACGACAACUCUUUGAAGCAAUCUUGCUAUUCGACAGCUUGUCGAUCAAAAAGUAAGAGCUUCCUUUUUUCAUAAGAAACUAUAUUAAGAAGGCUCGAUGAUACUUUUGAAUUUAUGAAAAGGAGAGAUAUGAGUUUGAAAGUUUUUUAUAAUUUUUUUUUCUUUUGAAGCGCCUCGGAAACUUAGACAAUUAAAUAUCCUUUUCAAGCUUUCUAGAACGUGAAAUUUUUUUGUCGAAACUUGCCUGCUCAUUUGAUUCUUUCCUCAAAGGUGAGAAUACUUCAUGAUGAACCAGAAUUGUAAGUCCUGACUUGCACGAUCUCCUAAUUUUUAAGAAAAAAAAGGUCUCGACGUCAAAUAAAACCUACAAAACGCAAAACAUUUCCUGAUGUUGAGCUUUCAUUUCUCAAAAACUAAGAGGUUCCGCAGGGAUCUUCAUUUGAUAGUUCAAGGAAUUUCCUGCUAAAUUUUGAUUCUAAAGGCCAAAAUAAAAUAAACAUCUUUUGUAAGCAUAGUUUAAUAUUCAGAUGUUGUUGAAAACGGCGUUCCCAAUAAGAAAAAGGACGUGCUCGGCGAGGAUUUGCCUUGGCCGCUCCAACGACCUCUCUCGUUCCUCAGUCGCGGCUCGAAGAGGAAAAGCAUUCUGAUUGUCUCGCAAAAGUAAUUUGUCUUUUUCUGAAGUACUACUUCUUUUAUCAAGAAUUCUUCGAAAGCUCGCAAGAACCGCCGGACAGACCCUCGUCUACGUGCCUGGCUUUUCGAUGACCGCCAAAAGUAAUUUCCAAGUUUGGAAUUAUCCUUCGCCUCGACCUUGCUUCGAUUUGUGCUGGAGGUGAAGCGCUAAUGCCAGGAACUUCUCUCACUCGUCACUUCAGAUGGCUGCUCACAAACGCUCGUUCUUUGCACGCCGUCGCCCUGCAGCUGAGGUUGAUGUGGGCCAGCAUCCGUUGGAUCGACAUGGAACCCGAAGACGAUGUUCGUUUUUCGCGUUAAUUCAAUAUCAAGUUCCCCUCCAUUUCAUCCGCUUCAUCGAACAUCAUGCAUUCAUAGCUCUCUUUCUCUCUUCUGAUCUCAUUUCUUUGACUUUGGCUUCAUUAAAAAAAAUUUUUCUUUUCUUUUAGUUUCAUCGUUCGUGAUAAAAAUGCAAAAAACAUGUGACGCAGAAUUGCUUAACUAAUCAUUAAUCUUUGCAAAAAAGGAAUUCUACUUUUCAUUGAGUAGGAAAAUUCUGUCGAACUGCCAUCACGAUGUUUUUUGUUCGUCUUCUUUUUAAUCAUUUUGAAAUAUCUGUUCUGUAUGAACGGCAUAAUUCUCGUAUUUCUUCUCAGUCGGUUCUUCGCCUGAUUCAUUUUUCAAGUAGUCAGAGUUUAUCAGAAGUUUCUUUAGGAUCCGGACCGCCGUGUGAUUAAUCACCUACCAGGACAUGACGAAAGGCGGUGGAUCAUUGCCCAUAAGGAAUUUCCUCCAUUUGGAACAUAUGAACGGUUUCUUUGGAAGUGUUUCUUUAAAGUCAUUCCGAUUAUUUAGCUACCAACUUCGCAUUGAAAUAAUACCGUUAGAGGACGUCGCCGAAGUGGAUGACGAGGCUUGGAGCAGCAAAAAAGAGAGAAGUCAGCCGCGAAACAGUUUGUUUCUGGCGUUUUCCGGAAGAAAGAACUUUUUUCCAGCCGUUGUGCGGAAGAGAAAAAUCGGCUCGCGCCUUCGGAAGCCGACGAGUCACAAAGAAGAAUGGAUCGACGGGGUGGAACUCAAGCUUUUCGAGAUCAAGUCCGCUUUAUCUUCUUUUUGCUGUCAUGGAAUUAUCUCUGAAAAAUUGAAUGCAUGAUAAUUGAACCAAUUCAUAAGUUUGAAUAACCACUAAAAUAAGGAUAAAGAAUAAAUAAGAAUUGAGAGGCUGAUUUUUAAAAAACUUUGAUAAUACUUGCCCGAAAUUUUUUAUAAGAAUCCCAUGAAAUUUCAUGUUUUAUUUUUCUCCUUGAACACUCUCAUUAACUUAAACAGAAAAAAAUAACAAGAAUAAAAAGUUGGAUUUUCAUCUUUUUGUGUUCCAGGGAUUAUUGGGAGAGAGUUGAUCAAACUCAACGAGCCAAAGCAAUUGCUGCAAAGAGAUCAGUCAACGGUUUGCGUUUAUUUUUUCUUCAAAAAUUGAGAUGAGCAUAUUUUUUUUCAGUUCCGAAACUUGUCCCGCAGGCAAACGAUUUAAUGAGAACCUACGAAGAACGGAAACGAAGAGCUGCCCCAAGAAUCAUGCGCGACGACGUCUGUUCCAUUUUUAUUGUUGAUUCGAAAAAAAAAGAGAUAGCCAAUACGUUUUAAGAUGAUUUUUAACUUUUCCUCGACAAAGAUAUUAGUAGUUUAGUUUCUUGAGGGUUCUGUUCGAUCAAAUCUUAUAGAAGUUUUAAAGAUAUUGUUUUAAUGACUUCCGGAAACUAUGUGUGAGUUGGUCACAAUAUAUAUUCAAACAGUAGAAAUAUAAUUUUUAAAAUUAUUUCCGUUUAAACGUGAUGCCAAAUCACCAAUAACUGCUCAUUUGUGAUUUUUUCCAGUUUGUCUACGAAAACGAUCCGAAGUACAACGAAGAAGAGUCCUUCUGCGAACCAACGCCGAAACGCACCGUGAGGGCGUUCCCCGCGGCGCCCGCAACGUUGCCGAAAGCGUCACAGUCUUUGAACCGACCUUUCCUCGACGGCUCCACUACGCGAGCUCCGUCGGUCGUUCUUCGCGAAAACAGCGGAUCUUCCCAAGUUUGGAAACGUCUGCCACUGACGCAGCCUUUGGGCCUUGCGACGCCGACAAACUCGGCGACGUCGCUGAAUCGCCACACCUCCAACGGCUACGAAUACCAAGGCAGUCUCAUUCGUGGAGGCGGAAGGGUUCAGAGUAUCCAAACGGUACUUUCCUCUCAUUUUAAAGCCAAAUUCAUCCACCAGCUUCCGUAUUUCAUUAGGACAAAUUUUCAAAAAUGAAACAAGCUCAAAAAGAUACUAAAAAAAUUAAUUAAAAAAAGUUUAUUUUAAAGUAAGAAAUUUCACGGCUUCAUCUAGUUCCUGAGCCGACAAAAAUACUAACCUGCCCUAAUUCUGAUAGUAUUUUGCGUAAGUCGUUCUUCCGAAUAAUUCGAACUGUCUUUCGAAAGUUUUGAAUCGGCUUUCUCUCAAAACUUUGAAAAAAUUUUGUUCUGCAGAAAAAACUUUUUAAUAAUAGUUGAACUAGUGAAAAGGUAAAAAAAGAACACAAUGGAAAAAAACAGAAAUCGGUAAAAUAUUGGACUACUGUAGCCAUCCUCCCGCGCAAUCUGCUUACACGCUCGCAGAAUCUUGUCGCGUGCGCCGCGCGUCGCGGUUGUGAAAGUGAUCAAAAAUUUUUUUAAAGUUUUUUUAAUAAUAUUUGUUUCAUUUCAUCACGUUUCUCAAUAAUUUUUUUCAGCCGGUUGGGGACGGCUCAGCUAUGAGGCGAGUACUGGUGUCAGGUAUUCCUGGUCAAGUUGCUGAAGAAGCGAUCGCUGCAAAUGCCAUCGAACAAAGCGAUAGCGACGAGCAACCGCCUGUUAUUCCUAGGUUACUAUUAUAUCGUUUCUAGGCUUUUCAUUACAUAGUUUAGGUACGGUAUACCGAAUGUAACAUCUGUUCAACAACGUCAACCAACGCCUGCUCGACAAGUGGUUUACACAUCCACCGGAGUGCCGCAGGUUUAUUUUAUUAUAAUUAUCUUGAAAUUCAUGUUUAAGAAACAAAAAAAUUAAUAAAUAAAAAGACAAAAAAAUAUUAUAAUUAUUUCUUUUUGUAAAAAUUCACCUCAACCUUUUUUUCAGAAUGCGCGAGGAGGAAGUACAAUAUACGUUUUGAAAAGAUCAGACGGGCAAACAUCCACUUUACCUGUUGUACUAAGAGCAUCCAAUGCGGGUGAUACAACUCAAAGGUUUGUUUUCUCCUCAGUGGAGAAAAGACCUUUAAGUUGAAUUUAAGAAUGGAAAAUGGGGCUGGCGUUGUUUUCCAACAACCUGGACGAAUGCUUACAGUUCGUGGACCGGCUCCUGGACGCCAAGCAGGCCAACUUGUGUUUCAACAGCAGCCGCGAAUUGUCCGUGUUCCAGUACGUUUCAUUCUCUUUUUCUCUUUCAAACAUUUUUUGUAAGGGAAAUCUACCGAAUCGGCCAGUUCAAAGUGCAAUGGGUCCCGUACGAGUUGCGCAAAACGCUAACGGCGAUCAACUAGUACGACGUGUGACCAUUCAAAACCGGCCUGUAUCUUCGCAGGUUCUACCCUUUUUUCUAUUGAUUUUCAUUGUUCAUUUACAGGAGUAUAACAACGGAAACGAAACUUAUGGUCACAUUAUGCCGAAAAGCUCUUACGUCAUCAAUCCUGUAAGCAUGCAAGCCAGGCAACGUCUGGUUCAGAGAGGAGGCGCCACGAUGCAAAUGGCGCAGCAGCAAACGGUUUUUUUUUUUGCAAGACAAGAUAAACUUUCAUCAUCUUUUUCUUAAAAUUUUUCUCUGUUCAGCCUCCGGUGAGCGAAGUUGCUUUCCCCAAAGACGAUUUUCUUGCGGAUUACAAUGAGUCAGUGAACGGCGCGAAUCAGUGAAAGAUGCAGCUCAAUUAAACUGUCCCCAACCGGCUAAAGCAGGGCUGAAAACCACCAAGCGAUCUCACUAUCUCACUCAUCUUUACGGGUUUCUUUUCAUUGUUAAACUUUUAAAUUUGCUUUUCUCGUACAUUACACUUUGGUCCCUAUUUUUUUGUUCCUACCGCUUUUUGUUUUUUAACUAUUUUGUUCAUACGUUGAAUGUCAGCCUUAUUAAUGCAAUGUCAUUUUUGGUGUGUUGAGCCGGAAAAAAAUAAUUCGGCACUGAGUUUGUCUUAAAUUUAGAUGUAAAUUUUUUUAUCGUCAAAUAAAUUUUUUUUAUAUAUUGGGACAAGUAAUAUGUACGAGACAUCGCGAUAGAAAAGUUACACAAUGUCAAGUAAAAAUGUUUUUAUUUUGAAAGUUCGUUUGCGGACAGGUUAUUGGGAUUGACUUUCUAAAACUGGUUUCGCUCCGUUAUAAUUCUGGAAAAAUAAUUUAGUAUAGGAAGGAAAAUUACUAGAAGAGCAAUCUAAAAGAAAAUAGAUGAGAAGCUAAAUUUAAAAAAGUAUUUUUAAAACUAGACGAUAAUUAUAAUAUACUUUUUUUUAAACGGUGCAUCGAAGUUCUAACUCGGGCAAAACGAAAAAUAUCCUCAAUACUUUUUCUCACCAUUUUAGGAGCGUUCAGAAAAACCUUUUUCAGCUCCCCUUCAGAUCCUCAAAGGAUUAUUUCCGUUUCACCCAUGAAAAAGAUCAGGAUUCGUAGUUCUAGGCAAUCACAGCAUUGAAAAACUUUGGUUUAGGAUGGCCGCCGUCUCGUUGGAACAAAAGGAACUCGCAAAGUCACUCACUAUCACGAGCUCUUGGCCAACCGCGGAAUUGGCGAGAAUGCCAAGUUAAUGUGCGUCAAAAUAAGAUCCAAGAAAGCUCUUGAUCGACUUUUCAGGUUUCCGAGACCUUUGCUGCUGCCUUUCGAGUUCAAUGAAGAAGAAGAACGGGAAAUCAGCGAAGCAAUCGCUCGCGAAGAAGAAAAAAUGCGAAUGGAGGUCGGAGAAUAUCAAUUAUCCUUGUACUUAAGUUUAUUUUAGGAAGAGGAAAGCAACCGCGCUAACAUUGGUGAGGCCGGGGGUAAGAUUUAAAUUUUUUUUAAAUGAAUGAUCAAAAGAAUAAAAUCUAUAUAGGUUUCUCAUCAGUUUUUUUUUGCUAGGUUGGGCGAAAAACCUGGGCUCUGUGAAGUAUAUAGAACAUGUUUCAUCCUUGACAUUUGAAUCGAAAAUUAAAAAAAGAAAGAAAUUUUGGUGAUAGUUUCUUAAACAGGACGGCGUGAAGACGCUCACAAACAUUUUUACUCGUCGAACUUGACGCCGACGGUCAGCGACACUCCGGACGAGAAGUCGAUCAAGCAGGUUGCCAGAUCUCUCCGCACUCGGAUCAAAGACAUGAUUUGAAGUUGCUCGACUCGAUGAUUGGACAAGUUUGUCGUUGGGACAAGAUGUACGGAUGGUCGAAACAGCACGCGAAACGCGCUCGUCAAAGAUUCUCCGACAUGGAAAGAUUCAAGUAUGUUUUGGUAGAAAGCUUUCGUCAUCAAAAUGCAUUGUAGCUAUCGGAAAGUGCGGAUGAACGAACGAGAAAUGUUGCUAGCCGAGCAUCUGGAGAGGCUCAAAAAAGAGGUGAACAAACGAAGGACGAGGCUGGAAAAUGAAGCCGAACACAUGUGUGGCCUUCUCACGCCGUGGCGAAAGUCGCGCUCGCGACCUGCUCGUAGUUCGUUUCGUUUUCAUUUUCAAUCAAAGAAUGAAACUUGCGUUUAAAAAAGGAUUGAGGGUAAAAAGGGUGAAAGGGCAGAAGCCUUGAGAACGAAGGAGUAUUCAAGAGCUGGGCAGAGUUUGCUGACUAG
Messenger RNA from Caenorhabditis auriculariae, 12957 nucleotides. NCBI's taxonomy places the organism in Eukaryota, Metazoa, Nematoda, Chromadorea, Rhabditida, Rhabditidae. The record is from the annotation of a GenBank genome assembly.